AUGGGCAAUCGCAGAGACCCCAUCAAGAUGAAAACACACAGGAGCGGAAUGCUCCCUAACAAAAAUUCGAUCCUCACAAAGGAGCAACGAGUAGCACACAUACUCCUAAAGGAAGGGAUAAACUACGUCGAAAAUGGAAACGUAGGAACAAUAAAAAAUGAUGAGUAUGUGAGGACUUUGCUUUUUGAUUAUGAGAAUUACGACGUGUCUGAGGAAGAUGAGGAAAGCCACCACAAAUUGUUCAGAUUUCAUCUCAGAAGAAAUGGAAGGGAGAAAUAUCACACAAGAGGAAAGUGCACUUCCUGUAGAAAUGUAUACUCCAAGGGGAGACAGAGGAACAGAACGAACAUGUGUACUCUGUUUCCCCAUAAACACAACCAUGGUAAUCAAAGAGAAGGAAUUAUAAUAAAUGAUAUUGUAAUCACUCCACUUGGAGGAUCCUACGAUAGAAUCAUUUGUAAACGGAGAUUUAUCGACAAACGAACAAUAUGUAAGGUAAAGAGAGUGAAUAAGAAGACAUCUUACGGUUAUCACAUUCCGGGAAAAGCUUCACUGAAGGUGGACAAGAGGAGUAUAUCUGUCAUAAAUCCAAGGGGAGGAAUUAGUGAAUUAUCAAACGGGAAUCGAUGCAACCCACCCAUUGGAAAUACAGAUGGACCAGUCAUGAAAACCACUACCCAUUCAGAAUGGGAGGAUUUCAUCCACGUGGGAAGAAAAACGGAGGAUCUCAAGUCGAGUAAAAGAAGAACUCAUUUUUCCCUCUUAAAAAAGAGGACAAUAGAUAAUCAUAAAAAAGAACCUCUCCCCAUAGGAGAAGUGAAAAACGAAUUUGUGAAAAUUCAAUUUAACGAACUAAAUUCGAUCUGUGUGGUGAGAGAAGACUUGUGUACCCGCCUUGGAGUAGACAGUCUCCUUAGUGACAACACACAGAAAGCAUUCUCCUGUGCGCAUAACGUUUCUACGCCUUUUUACGACAACAGUUGUAUGUCAUGCGUUGAACUGGACAAGCAGGAGAAAUGUGCAGAUAAUGCAGUGACCAAGGGCUAUGGAAGGGAAGAGGGGAAAUGUCCAAGGGAGGAAAGACAAUCCGAUGGGUUCCCAUCGAGGAGGGAUAAAAUAGAAGUCUCCGCAAGUGAAGAAAAACGAAGGAAGAAAUUGUCGAGAGAAUCAAAUCGAAAGAAAGCUCAUCAUGUGGAUCGUCCACCCCAGGCAAAUUCGACUGUUCCAAAAGACGGCAUGUGCCACAGCGCAAAUGCACUCUUCUGUAGAUCCAGGAGCAGAGACUUGUUCAACGAGCGCAAUAACGAAAUAAUGGUGAAUGAGCAGGGUGGAGAUGAUGAUCAACGACGGGGUGAAUUGAGAAGAGAAAGCAUCGCCACGAGGAGGCCCUCCGUGGACAUCUCCUUCGAUAGCGACUUGAGGGCAGUCCAAAUUACUAUGCCCGAUUUGAGAUCCCACGCUUUUCAGGCGGGUACCGUGGUGAGCAAGGGAAACUCUGGGGGGAAGCGGCAUGAGCGUGGCUCCAGGACGGAGCAGAAAGUGAAGCAGAUGGAACAGUCAAAGGAAUUGAAUGUGGGAGAGGCAGACCUACUGAACCAGGAGAAAUCCACUCCCAGUGCAGGAAAAAUGAAGGUAAAUCUGAACGAACUAACGAACAGAGAGAAGCGACGCGAUAUGGAAAAUGCGUACGUGAAGUACAUUUACAAACGACAGGAAUCAGACGAAGUCCCCGCAGAGAAGCGAAACAGAUAUGUUACCUUCGGAAGAGAAGAAAAAGACGCAUUAAAAAUUGAGAGGACAUCGGAGAGAAGAAAAAACGGAGGAAGGAACUACAAAGACCAACUGAGCAGUUUAAUGAACCUAAGACAUGCACAGUUUGAUGGUAAUGUUCACGGAUUUGGAGAAACUCUAAAAUUCAUGAAAUACAGAGAGCUACUGAGAAAGUACAUGGGCACCUUCUACAACUACAGUUCAGUGAAAUGCGCAACGUACAUCAUCCUCUAUGCCCUAAUAAUCAAAAUAAUAACUCAGGUAUCGAAAAAUCUAACCACAUCUAGUGGUACCCUCUCUAGUGAAAAAUCGAAUAAUAUAAACGUUGUCUGGUACAAUGACUCUAACUUAUUUUUGAAUGUACACGAUAUGGAUGGAAUCAUUCAAUCCAUCUGUUAUGUUUCUCUGUUGGUUUGUAUUUUCCUCCUUUUAAAAUUGGGUAUCCCAUCAAAUUAUUUGCUAGCAGGGAGACUAACCAUUUUAUUUAUGCUCCUUUUCUUUGCUCAAAUUCCUAUCCUCAUCUAUGCGAAUUUUAUGGUCCUGAAAAAAGAGGAAGGGAUAGCCAAAGCACAAGCAAAGGUGUUCGAUAAAAAGGAUUACUUUAAUCUCCACAUGCAGAGGGUAUACGAUGUGUUCUACAUUGACACACUGAACUUACUAGUUUACACCAUUCUGUUGACUCUGGUUUCUUUGUAUGCCACUUACCAUAAGUUGAUUUAUCCCCAUCUGCUCAAAUUCUAUUUGGAUACCAUUUUUUUGAGCUCCUACACUAUUGUGAAGAAGGAAGUUAUUCAGUUCAGGGUGCCAAACAAUAUCGAUGCCUACUACCUCAAUCAGAUGAACAGUUACAUGUUUAAUUCUCUUUAUAAGAAGCAGGACGACUUUACGCAGGAUAAUUUGGAAAGCAACACGAGGAGUGCCAUUGGCUACAACAUUGUCAUUAGGAAGGAGAGAUGUUCCCUUUUCAGGCAUCUGUUCAGGCGGGAUGAUUCCAACUCGGUGCAAGACAAGGGGGAUCAUGCCAAGGUGAUAGGUGCACCAAGUGGCAUAAGUGCUCAAAGAACUAAAAGGACUCAAAGUGCUCAUAGUACUGAAAGCGGUGAAACUGUUAAACGUACAUGCGGGUGGCAAGGAACCACUCAUGCACAUACGCGAAACCAGUGGAACAUGAACUUUUACAUAAUCUUCUACAUCGGAGAGUUGGACGAACAGGGAAGACCGCACGGGUUCGGCUACUGGCGGGGGAUCAACUUGGAGGGGGAAGUGCUCAUUGGGUACUGGUUCCACGGUAUUCCUGUGGGCCCCUUCAAGUGCCGCGACUUCAAGACGGGAUCUGGGUUCAUGUGCAUAAAGAUUGGCUAUGGACGCACUAACUGCGAACCAAACGAUUUGGACAUAGGUCUGGCGGACACGGAGUGUUGUGUAAGCGGAGCCUUCUACAGAACCUUUCCCCGGGUAGUUUUCUACGACCUGAACUUAACAAGCCCCAACCAAAGGAGAAAAAACAAUGAUCAAGGCAAACACGGUAUUAUGGAAAAGAAGGAAUGCUCUGAGUACCUACACAUCAGAAGAGCUAGCAACGACAUACUGCGCGUUGACUACGCCAAGCUUCUACAAGACAGUGAGGAUGAUGGAGAAGGAAAAGCCGAUGACGUCGAGCCAGAUGAAGAGAAAAAAAUUGGCCACCAUAACGAUAUGGAUGAGAUGUAUUCGGAGAGUCUAAGGAGGAGAAGAAGAACAAUGGAAAGAUUACGAAAAAAAGAAACAGAAGUAAUAGAAGAGAAAAAAGGAAGAAGGUUUAUCAGUACCUCCAGUAAAGAGAACCAUAGAGAAAGAUCCAACAACAGAUCGUCCAUCAUGUACGAUGAGGCCCCCCCUUCCAUCGUUAACGAUGAACCAUUUCUAAAAGGAGAGUUACUAAAUUAUGAUGACAUUUGCAAUCUGAGCUACGAUCUUAACGAUCUGACUUUGGAUAAUGAAACUCAUUCCGUGAUGAAUAAGAAAAUAGACACAAGCAAUGGAUUGACAGAAGAGGAAAAUGACCAACUAGAGGAGGAGAAACAAUCACAACAAGCACACCCACAGAAGGGAUGGAGAGUUGUGCAGAGCGCCAUUGAUAAAUCUUCCACUUUUCCGGAGAAAAACUUUUCCCGUAAUUCAUCACCAUUAUUUCCCUUGUCUUUUCCUUCUUCUCCCUCUUUGCGUCAUCCUCCUUCUUCAUCAUGUUCAUCCACUUCAUCUUCUUCUUCUUCUUCCGCCUCUUCUUCUACUUCCCCUCCUGAUCUCUUCGAUGCGAAGGAAAUGCCAACCUUGAUGGAUGAAGGUGAUACGCAUAUCACUGACAUCGAGCAGGGUUGGCGCGCCGAAAUGGGUGCAACCAAAGUGAGAGAAGGGAGACACCUUGAACAUAAAUCUGGAAGACCAGUUAAGUAUGUCACAGAGUUAGAUGAACACACACAGAUACAAAAGAAGCAUAAGCAUAGGAGAAAGAAAAAAAAGAUGUCAUGUAAAAAAAUGGACAAGGGUAAAGGAAGUAGGGAAAAGUACUACCACAUAUCGGAAGAGGAGAAACGGUCUCGCAGAUGGAACAAUCAUUCUCGGAACGAUAGCUCCCCUGACUUUGAAUUGGAGAAAGGGGAUCAGGUUCAUAUCCGACCAAGGAGGAAGUGCCAGGACAUGCGGAUGGAGCACGGGUUUGCGAGGCAAGGAGGUGAUAUAGACGAAACGCACAAUAGGUAUGAUAAGCGUGAAGGCACUGAUUACGAUGCUACACACGGUGAUGACAUAGCACAGACCGGGGGAAAAGAACGAGGGAUCACGCGUCACCAGUCGAAUGUAGCAAAGACGUCAAGGAUAAGAAGGAAGAGCCUGGCAGAACACGAAUUAGCUAUCGCAUCUGGGAAGUUAAGUUCGGAGCUCAAGGCGGGGGUGAAAAAGACACGCAGAGGGAGCCGGAAGACGGGGCAUAAAAGGGUGCAGAUGCACAUGGAAGACGGGGGGAAACGGAACAAAGUAGGAAACUCUGUGGAACCUUCCAUAGGGUCAGCAAUCCUAGACGCAACAAAGGAGAUAACAUCAACAAAGGAGGUAAGUACAACAAAGGAGGUAACUACAGCAAGGGAGGUAACUACAGCAAGGGAGGUAACUACAACAAGGGAUGUAACUACAACAAAGGAUGUAACUACAACAAAGGAGGUAACACCAACAAAGGAGGGAUAUAGAACCAAGGAAGGAGACGAGAACCAACCUAACGGAGAGAUCAACGGAGGGACCGAAGUGAAGAGGAAAAUCAAAAGGCACAUCGGAUACAGCAUGACGAACACCUUACUGCACCUAAGAAAAUUCAAACAAUUGAAGAUUAAAAAAAAAAAAAAAAAAAAAAACAUACAAACGAAAGAAAAGGGAAAGAACAAAACGAAAACAUAUAUAAAGAAAAGGAAUUCGGGGGCAAGGAGGACGUUCCUACCCAGGGCACUUUCAGGAACAUUGCCAAAAUUAAAAAUAAAAAAAAAUAAAAAAAAUAUUUUCUUUUCCGACACAAUAACAAAUGCAUAUAAAACAAAAUGCAUGAACAUAAUUCUACAGAACUUAUGUCCACACAUGCCCAACUUUGGCAUUCUAUACAACACUGAUUUGCAUAUAUCUAUUGAUGCCGAGAGGGGCCUUUACAUCACUGGUUACAUUAACAAAAAAAACUGCAACUUCAUUGAUGAUAAGACUAGAAAAAAUGAAUUCGAAGACAGCGAGGUAAAAAUAAAAAUUAUUAAGAGGAAGAAAAAUACACUUAACUAUAAGAAGGGGACAAACAAAAGACUGUACUCUUGGAUAGAUAACAUCAAGGAGCUCAGUUUAGACGGUUGGAUAAAAUGUGAACUGGCCGGUUGUCUAGAAGCGGUCAUUUUUAUCCAUGGCUAUAAUACCAAUCACCUCGAGGCUCUCCAAAUUCUGGGACAGAUGGCUUCCUUUGGCAACUUCCCUAAUUAUAUUAAGCUUUUCCUUUUCAACUGGCCCUCUGGAAAGAACUUUCUCGAAUUUUUCAUCGCCAAGGAUAACUCAAAGAACAAGAAGGGGCACCACGCGUUCAAGUGCUUCCUGGAUACGCUACGGAGUAACGGAAUCCGGCAUGUCCACAUCAUCACGCACAGUAUGGGCACCAGGAUGUUCCUGCUUGCCUUCCACGAUAUCGUAAAGAGCGACCUCUUCUCCACCAUCGACGAGAAAGAAACGGCGACAAAUAACCUCACCAAGAUGAAGCUCAUCACCCUCACCAUGAUGAACCCAGAGUACUACCUAAGUGACUUUGUAAACAAGGAGUACGUCUUCCUUCGCUCCUUCUGUACAGUAAUAUCCAUUUAUUGUGAUUCAAACGACAAGGCAUUAAGAUGGGCAGAAAUUUUCAGUGGAACCAAGUCCCUUGGAAAAAAUGUAUUCGAUUUAAACAUAUGCAAAAACAACUCUCAUAGCGGAUCGAAUGGACUGGACAACUAUAUCUUCGAUAGCAACAAGUUGGAUUACUUUUCCAUUCCAGUUAGAAACAAAACGAAUGAAAGUGAUGACAGUUGCCAGGGACCAAAAUUAGUUUCUUCCUUUUUUGACUGUGAAAAUUUCGAUGUAUCAAAUGAGCAAAUGAGAAACAAAGGAAUGAUGACUACCCUUGUACAGAAACUAAAAAAAGUUUUUCAUUUUUUUUAUAGAAAAAGGGGCAGAGUUGAUUCAAACGAAUUCAAUGAACAAAUAUCCAUACAGAACGAUCAGGGCAAAGCCAACAAAGAUAUGGCUCACCACAAGUUCGUUCAUCAGCCACCUAUGUUUAGGAAUACACUGCUCGUUUUUACGGGAAUAGAACCCAUUUACUGUUGUAGAGAUAAUCGUGAUUGGUUAGAUGUAGAUGUCAUUGAUACCACUUGGUUAGGAUCAAAUGUUCACACAUUGAGACACUCCUACUGGUCACUGAACAGAGAAAUUAUUGAAGACAUUCGAGAACUUAUUGUCACUAGGAAAAGGGCUAGGCAAAGGACAUCUAGAUUGGACCGCCGGGAGGGCAACGUCUGGGUUUAUAGAGUCGCCCCUUCUCACCUGAAGUCUAUAUUCGAUUCGGACAUAUAA
Molecule: messenger RNA, 6876 nt
Organism: Plasmodium knowlesi strain H
Lineage: Eukaryota; Apicomplexa; Aconoidasida; Haemosporida; Plasmodiidae
Product: conserved protein, unknown function
Exons: 3
Coding region: 1-6876 (2291 amino acids)
Source: RefSeq, a predicted model, not a curated record